Saccostrea cuccullata (small rock oyster) is the source of this 1595-nucleotide messenger RNA. RefSeq names its product fumarylacetoacetase-like. Gene Ontology annotation, molecular function: fumarylacetoacetase activity. The transcript has 12 exons. The record is from RefSeq and is a predicted model, not a curated record. Lineage: Eukaryota; Metazoa; Mollusca; Bivalvia; Ostreida; Ostreidae. Gene Ontology annotation, biological process: homogentisate catabolic process; L-phenylalanine catabolic process; L-tyrosine catabolic process. Bases 76 to 1335 code for a protein of 419 amino acids.
CUAACGAGCUCGCUCUUCCUGUAAGCGGUCAAAGUAAGGCACGUGUAAACAGUGCAAAAUAAAUCCCUUUUUACGAUGUCUUUCAUAGAAGUCAGCCCUGACAGCGAUUUCCCACUGCAGAAUCUGCCUUAUGGUGUAUUCUCAACGGCAGAUAACCCCACCCAUCGUAUUGGUGUUGCCAUUGGUAACCAGGUGUUAGAUUUGAGUGUCAUCAGACACCUGUUCACGGGCCCAGCCCUACAGAACCACCAGGAUGUUUUUGCAGAGACCACUCUGAACUCCUUUAUGGGUCUGGGUCGUGCUGCCUGGACAGAAGCCAGGAGUACUCUACAGCGCCUCCUAUCCACUCAGGAACCACUACUCUGUAACAACAAGGAUCUUAGAUCUAGGGCUUUUGUUCCACAGUCUGAAGCAAUCAUGCACCUACCAGCCAGAAUAGGAGACUACACAGAUUUUUACUCUUCAAAGAACCACGCCUUCAAUGUUGGCUGUAUGUUCAGGGGACCAGACAAUGCACUCAUGCCAAACUGGAAACAUCUUCCAGUUGGUUACCAUGGCAGGGCUUCCUCUGUUGUCGUAUCAGGAACCCCUGUCAGACGACCCAAUGGUCAGACAAGGCCAGACGAAGCGCAGCCCCCAGUUUUUGGCCCCUGUAAGCUGUUUGACUUUGAGCUGGAGAUGGCAUUCUUUGUUGGCCCUGGCAACAAGCUGGGAGAACCAAUCAGUAUAGAUAAGGCAGAGGAGCACAUCUUUGGAAUGGUGCUGAUGAAUGACUGGAGUGCCCGAGACAUCCAGAAGUGGGAAUAUGUUCCCCUGGGUCCAUUCCUGGGUAAGAACCUGGGGACCACUAUAUCCCCGUGGGUGGUCAGUAUGGAGGCUCUAAAACCCUUCCUGGUCCCUAACAGUGCCCAGGAUCCCAGACCUCUCCCGUACCUCUGUCACGAAGAUCCUUAUAACCUGGACAUCCACCUAGAGGUAGCCAUUAAAGGUGAAGGAAUGAGUAAACCAUCAACUGUAUGCCGCAGUAACUUCAAGUACAUGUACUGGACCAUGAAGCAGCAGUUGACCCACCACACAGUGACCGGCUGUAACACCAACCCCGGGGAUUUGAUGGCCUCAGGGACGAUCAGUGGAGAGACUGAGGACUCCUAUGGCAGCAUGUUAGAGCUGUGCUGGAAGGGAACAAAGACUGUAGAUCUAGGAAAUGGAGAAACCCGGAAGUUUCUAAAGGAUGGAGAUGAUGUCAUCAUGACAGGUUUCUGUGAGAAGGACGGAGUGAGGAUUGGAUUCGGUUCUUGUUCAGGACAAGUUCUUCCAGCAUUACCAAUGUCUUGAUGCAGGGACCUCUGCACUGCAAUCCAUUCUUUGAACAAUAUUGUUUUCUUUCAUUUGUUGUUUUAUAUCAAAGUCUGUUCUUUAUUGAUAUAAAUAAAUGAGAAAGAAAUGUGAAGUAUACAAUAAUUUUGAGGGCAAGAAUCUCAAUUUUUAAGCAUCUAGUUUCUUGUCUUUUUAUCAUAUGUUAGCCUCAUAGAAUGAUUUUGUUUGUUAGAAUUAACAUAAAUUUUGAAUUCAGGAAUAAAUAUGAGUUCAAUUAU